Messenger RNA from Harpia harpyja (harpy eagle), 3089 nucleotides. It is a transcript of the gene FBXO15, whose product is annotated as F-box protein 15. Gene Ontology annotation, molecular function: protein binding. Lineage: Eukaryota; Metazoa; Chordata; Aves; Accipitriformes; Accipitridae. Bases 232 to 1794 code for a protein of 520 amino acids. The transcript has 10 exons. The record is from RefSeq and is a predicted model, not a curated record.
GGUCCGCCCCGCUGGUGCGUCCGACGCCCGCUCCGACCCCUGCCUCGGGGCAGGCGGUGUCCCUUCUCGCCGGGUUAACGACACGCUUCUUAGGGGCGAGUAGGAAUUCCCGCCGGUCGCCUUUCUCUCGCCCGCGCUGGGCGGCGUCAGGUGGGAGGCGGCAGCUCCCCCCCCCCCCCGGCCCGGCCCGGCCCGGCGCGAAGCCGCUGUCCGGCCGUGGCGGAGCCGGCCAUGGCGACGGGCCGCGGCAGGGCCCUGCGGCAGUACGGGCGCGGCGCGGCGCCGGCUUCCCCUGGUGCCGCCGAGGUCGGGCCGCCGCGGCCUUUUACUCCUGCUGUCGCCGCCGCCUCCGCCGGGCCCAGAAAUAGGUCAAGGAGCUUUGCUGCCAGGACUGGGGCAUGUUCUGAAACUGUAAAUGCUGGAAUUAAAAGUCUGUAUUUGACACCUUCCAUAAAACCGAAACCUAAUCUGUGCAUCGAGAGCCUGCCAUCAGAAAUGCUGAUAAAGAUAUUUUCCUAUUUGGAUGCUGUGUCCCUGUUGUCUGUUGGUUGUGUGAAUAAGCACUUCUGUCAUCUGGCCAAUGACAAUGGAAUCUGGUUGAAAAUCUAUUCCAUUUGUUUUCAACCAAAAAGGACAAUUUGGAAAAUGAAGUCUGAACAAACAGAAACUGUUUCCUUGGGCUGUGCUGCUCUACAUGAUAGAAAGCCUGGGUACUGGAAGAAAGAAUAUAUCUUCAAACAAAUAGCUGCUGUCAAAACGAGAGUAAUGCGACUUGUUAAACCUGUAGAUCCUUAUACAGGUCUUCCAUGUAAAAACAAAGAAGCUAUGAAAGCCUCUGGCUUGAGUUGGAUGAUUGUUCUAAAGGACAAAAAUGGAAAGGAACACGUAACGGAGAAGGCAAAGCUAUUAUUUAAGGACACAUCUGUUACUAUACUUUGGUAUAGUACAAAUUGGCCGUGCUUAGAUAGCCUGUCAACCCUAAAACUAUUUGGAGUUAUACCAUUGCUUCCUGACCAAAGCAGAGCUCCCAGCAAGAAUGGACCUCGUCGACGUUCCUUAAUUGCUGAAUACCAUCUUGCUAACCUGACUGAAAGUAGUGUAGCACUUGGUGCUGAUAAGCUUGUCCAGCUCUUCAGUCUGAAUCCAGGACUCUUAGUAGGACUUUGGAAGGAGAAAAAUGAAAUUGCUUUUGUUAUGGCGAGUCUUCAUUAUCAUCAGCUUCUUGAGAGAAGCACUUUGGGUUCUGCUACUGUUCAAUAUGCCCUUCCACCUAAUAAACCUGUAUUGGAUGAUGUUGACCCAGAAUAUGGACUGCAUGACUACAGUCUACAUCUUGAUAUGCAUGGUGGAAGCUGCACCUACCUGUGUGGAACAUUCAAGAGCCUCUUUUGCAGAAAAGGUGACAUUGCAAAUGGAUAUUUGAGGCUGACAGUUGUAAGCUUGAAGGAUAAUAAGAAGCACUUGCCUCUUGUUGGGACACUUGGCUUAUCCUGGGAAACAGAUGUGUUUAAAGGCAAUGUAAAGGACUGCUACGUGAUGGAUGUUACUCUCUUGGAUGAAACUGGAAAGCCCUUCUGGUGUUUCAGUGCCCCAGUCUACAUCGAACUGUCUUCUGAGGCAUCCAGCCUUUAUGACUACCUGGGUCGUACCUAUACCACAGACUAUGCAGAUUCAGAGGGUAAAGUCUGUGUUGAGUUGGUAUGGUUGGAAGAAACCAAGGAGUAUUUUAUAGUUAAUUUGGUGCUUUAUAUAAGCACCAAAAAGGUAAAUAAUUGGUAUGGAACAAAUUACUGACUUAAUUGGGUCAGCAAUUUCCUUGCUUAAAAAAACCAAACCAAAACAACAAAAAACCCACCACACUAAGCUUUUGAUGCUUAAAAUUGAUACCAAUGAGCAAGACUGUUCCUGCAAGUUUUUCAGUAACAAGUGCAAUUGCAUAAUUUUUUUUUAAUUGGCAUUGGAGGGAUUGAAGAGACAUGUUGAUGUAAAUGAAUCUUUUUCUUCUCUAUUGAACAUCACAUGGUUAGUCUGUUUCUGGUACUGGGUAUAUUGAAAUUAUUUUUAGGAAUAUUUUUCUUUAUAGAUACUUGUUACUAUGGUUAACGAAUUGCUUCUUGUGAGAGCCAUACUGUGAAGAUGCCUUGCCUUACGUAAGCUCCACUGUUUUUCAGAACAUUGAGUUUUAUGCCUAGUAGUAAAACAGCAUGUGUGCUGUUCCCUUCAGAUUCGUUAUUGUGUCAUUGGUAAAUAACAGGUUUUGAGAGGUUUUGUUAAAUGCAGAAAUACUUUUUUUUUCAGAAAAUACUUCACUUAAAUAUAUUCUGGUAGAGGAUUUAAAAUGUAGACAGGAAGUUACAGAUCUGAACAAUAUGGCAGUUAGGGCAUUUGUUAAGAAAAUCACAUAUAGUAUCUAUUAUGAAAUUUCUUUAAAUUCCUGUUUGUUCUGUUUUCCCGUGUUCUAACCUUCUGUCUGAUUUGAGCCUAGAUACUUGCCUCAUGUAUUGACAUAUGAAUAAGUGUCCCAAUUAUCAGCACAGCUGAGCUGUGGUCUGCUCUUACUGAAUGUACGUAACAUUCAGUUGUUUUGGAAACAGUGUAUAUCUGAUACUCUUUAUCUAACAGUAAGUAUUCAUAUAAAAAUUGAAUGUAUGUGCCUGAUCUUUCAGGUUCCUUGAAGUAACUUUAGGACCAAAUCUCCUACUCCCUGUAUAAAAAAAAAAUAAAAUGACAUGAUAUUGGGACUCCAGUGUCAUUACAUAGCAUGUUACAAACCACAGCAAAUUUGUGUAGUUUCACGGUGCUCUGUUAAGAUAAAAGCACAACUGUAUUGUUGACUUCUGUGACUUUAUUAUGGUAGUGAUUUCCUUAAAAAUAAUUUCUCUCUUUUCUUUAUUCAUUUAAGUACGUUAAUUGGUUCAUGCAAGCAAUGUUUAUGUGCAAGCACUUGUGCUCUAUACUACAGAGACAGUAGUGCUCUAUACUACAGCAAUAGGGUUGUUUCUUAAUGUAACUUUCAAAGAUAAUGAAGUUAAGGCUGAUUCAGUUCUAGUUUGACUUGUAUAACCCUGCUUAAUGAAGAAACAGAAACA